Molecule: messenger RNA, 655 nt
Organism: Nicrophorus vespilloides
Lineage: Eukaryota; Metazoa; Arthropoda; Insecta; Coleoptera; Silphidae
Exons: 2
Source: RefSeq, a predicted model, not a curated record
AUGAAGAUCCAAAUAGUUCUCUUUAUUGUCUUCAUAGUCAGUACCCGAGCUCAAAGCAACAAUACAUCUUCAACGGAUUUAAUGAAUUCUGAAGUAAAAGAUGCGAAGUUCGAGAUAUCUGGAAAGAAAAUAUUGAAUAUAUUUAAUUGGUUUUUAAGUUCCUUUAAGAGUGAAGAUAGUUUUAUGGGUAGAUGUAUCGGAAUGGCCAGACGUUUGAAGUUCGUGAUGCCUUUUCUGCUCUUCAAACUAGGCGUAAUAGUAACCAUUCUCGGAUUCCUGACUCUGUUUUCCAUGAAAGGCUUGGGUAUCGGACUCUUGCUGCUGAUGAUCAACGCGGGUGGAUUUUUCGGGAAAUUGGCUUCGCUGAAAUCGGGUCACGAUCAUGGCCAAAAGGAGUAUUACAUACCGCAAGCGCCAGCUCCAGCGGUGCAUCUGCAUGUGCAUAAGGAUGGUAUCAGUCAUGGACAUGGAUAUUCCCAUGGACAUUACGAGGAAGCGCCUACAGCGUGGUCGGAUCGCGUUAGUCAGGGCUUGAGCGAGUCCAAAACUCUUGGUGAAAAGGCGGAAUUGAUUGAUUUGUAUAAAAGGUUGGGGUUCAAUGUGAACAGUGCUAUAAACAGGGAGAGUACACAUAAUGAUAUCAAGAAAUACCUGA